Molecule: messenger RNA, 276 nt
Organism: Penicillium coprophilum
Lineage: Eukaryota; Fungi; Ascomycota; Eurotiomycetes; Eurotiales; Aspergillaceae
Exons: 3
Coding region: 1-276 (91 amino acids)
Biological process (GO): mitochondrial respiratory chain complex I assembly
Cellular component (GO): mitochondrion
Source: RefSeq, a predicted model, not a curated record
AUGCCGGGACGAACUCGUCCAGUCGAGAAACUUGCCAAAGCUUCAGCCCAAUGCUCCGUAGAGGUUGCGGCAUACGGCAAGUGUGUUGUUGCGGAUUACAACUCGGUACAUAAAGAUAUGUGUGCCAAAGAAUUCAUGCGACUGAAGAAUUGCUACCUGGUAGGCGGCAUCCAAAAAGGGCUAAAUGUUCCUUGUGAUUAUAACGUCAGAAGCACCAGGAUUACUCAAAGACUUGGAGCUAUUUGGAUGUGGCGGCGCAAGCAGGAGCAUUUGUAA